GCCCCAACUCUGCCCGCCGCGCCCCGGCGCCUCGCCGCCCGCCCGCCCGCCCGCCCGGCGCCCCGGCCGGCGAGGGGCGCGCCCGCUGCAUGGCGCUGGGAUGGCGGGGGCGCCGCGCGGCCGAGGCGGCGGCGGAGGCGGAGGCGGCGCGGGCGAGUCUGGGGGCGCCGAGCGGGCGGCGGGGCCGGGCGGCCGACGCGGGCUGCGGGCGUGCGACGAGGAGUUCGCGUGCCCCGAGCUGGAGGCGCUGUUCCGCGGCUACACGCUGCGGCUGGAGCAGGCGGCCACGCUGAAGGCGCUGGCCGUGCUCAGCCUACUGGCGGGCGCGCUGGCCCUGGCCGAGCUGCUGGGCGCGCCGGGGCCCGCGCCCGGCCUGGCCAAGGGCUCGCACCCCGUGCACUGCGUGCUUUUCCUGGCGCUGCUCGUGGUCACCAACGUCCGCUCGCUGCAGGUGCCCCAGCUGCAGCAGGUCGGCCAGCUCGCGCUGCUCUUCAGCCUCACCUUCGCGCUGCUCUGCUGUCCCUUCGCGCUCGGCGGCCCCGCCGGGGCCCACGCCGGGGCGGCAGCGGUGCCGGUGGCAGCCGACCAGGGCGUCUGGCAGCUCCUUUUGGUCACCUUCGUGUCCUAUGCCCUGCUGCCCGUGCGCAGCCUGCUGGCCAUCGGCUUCGGGCUCGUGGUGGCCGCCUCGCAUUUGCUGGUCACGGCUACCUUGGUCCCCGCCAAGCGCCCACGUCUCUGGAGGACGCUCGGUGCCAACGCCCUGCUCUUCCUUGGCGUGAACAUGUACGGGGUCUUCGUGAGGAUCCUGGCUGAGCGCUCCCAGAGGAAGGCCUUCCUGCAGGCCCGGAACUGCAUCGAGGACCGGCUGAGGCUGGAGGACGAGAAUGAGAAGCAGGAGCGUCUGCUCAUGAGCCUCCUGCCCCGGAACGUCGCCAUGGAGAUGAAGGAGGACUUCUUGAAGCCCCCCGAGAGGAUUUUCCACAAGAUCUACAUCCAGCGGCAUGACAACGUGAGCAUCCUCUUUGCGGACAUCGUGGGCUUCACGGGCUUGGCGUCCCAGUGCACGGCCCAGGAGCUGGUGAAACUCCUCAACGAGCUCUUCGGCAAGUUUGACGAACUGGCCACGGAGAACCACUGCCGUCGCAUCAAGAUCCUGGGAGACUGCUACUACUGCGUGUCCGGCCUCACUCAGCCCAAGACUGACCACGCCCACUGCUGCGUGGAGAUGGGCCUGGACAUGAUCGACACCAUCACGUCCGUGGCGGAGGCCACUGAGGUGGACCUGAACAUGCGCGUGGGGCUGCACACCGGCAGGGUCCUCUGCGGGGUCCUGGGCCUGCGCAAGUGGCAGUACGACGUGUGGUCCAACGACGUGACCCUGGCGAAUGUCAUGGAAGCCGCCGGCCUGCCUGGGAAGGUUCACAUCACAAAGACCACCCUGGCGUGCCUGAACGGUGACUAUGAGGUAGAGCCGGGCCAUGGACACGAGAGGAACAGUUUUCUGAAAACUCACAACAUCGAGACCUUUUUCAUCGUGCCCUCCCAUCGGCGGAAGAUAUUUCCAGGGCUGAUUCUCUCAGAUAUAAAACCGGCCAAGAGGAUGAAGUUCAAGACCGUGUGCUACCUGCUGGUGCAGCUCAUGCACUGCCGGAAGAUGUUCAAGGCUGAGAUCCCUUUCUCCAAUGUCAUGACCUGCGAGGACGACGACAAGCGGAGGGCAUUGAGAACAGCCUCGGAAAAACUCAGAAACCGCUCAUCUUUCUCUACAAAUGUUGUCUACGCCACCCCCGGGACACGCGUCAACAGGUACAUCGGCCGCCUCCUGGAAGCCCGCCAGAUGGAGCUGGAGAUGGCGGACCUGAACUUCUUCACCCUGAAGUACAAGCAGGCUGAGCGAGAGCGAAAGUAUCACCAGCUUCAGGACGAGUAUUUCACCAGCGCCGUCAUUCUCGCCCUCAUCCUGGCCGCCUUAUUUGGCCUUGUCUACCUUCUAAUAAUCCCGCAGAGCGUGGCCGCCCUCCUCCUGCUGGUGUUCUGCAUCUGCUUCCUAGUGGCCUGUGUCCUGUAUCUGCACAUCACCCGGGUCCAGUGUUUUCCAGGGUGCCUGACAAUCCAGAUCCGCACCGUCCUGUGUAUCUUCAUCGUGGUCUUAAUCUACUCCGUGGUCCAAGGCUGUGUGGUGGGCUGCAUGCCUUGGGCCUGGAGCUCCAGUCCCAACGGGUCCCUGGUGGUCCUGUCGUCUGGGCGCCGGGACCGCGUGCUGCCCGCCCCGCCCUGCGAGUCUGCGCCCCACGCCCUGCUGUGUGGCCUCGUGGGCACCCUCCCGCUGGCUGUAUUUCUGCGGGUCUCCUCCUUGCCAAAAAUGAUCCUGCUCGCCGUGCUUACCACCUCCUACAUCCUCGUCCUGGAGCUCGGCGGGUACACGAAGGCCGUGGGGGGCGACGCCGUCUCGGGCCGCAGCUUUGAGCCCAUCAUGGCCAUUCUCCUGUUCUCGUGCACGCUGGCCCUGCACGCCCGGCAGGUGGACGUCAAGCUGCGGCUGGACUACCUGUGGGCCGCACAGGCAGAGGAGGAGCGGGACGACAUGGAGAGGGUGAAGCUGGACAACAAGAGGAUUCUCUUCAACCUCCUGCCGGCCCACGUCGCCCAGCACUUCCUCAUGUCCAACCCCCGAAACAUGGACCUGUACUACCAGUCGUACUCGCAGGUGGGGGUCAUGUUCGCCUCCAUCCCCAACUUCAACGACUUCUACAUCGAGCUGGAUGGCAAUAACAUGGGGGUGGAGUGUCUGCGCCUCCUGAACGAGAUCAUCGCCGACUUUGACGAGCUCAUGGACAGAGACUUUUACAAGGACCUGGAGAAGAUCAAGACCAUCGGUAGCACGUACAUGGCUGCUGUGGGGCUGGCGCCCACGGCCGGGACCCAGGCUAAGAAGUCCAUCUCCUCCCACCUCAGCACGUUGGCAGAUUUUGCCAUUGAGAUGUUCGACGUCCUGGAUGAGAUCAACUACCAGUCUUACAACGACUUCGUGCUCCGUGUUGGCAUCAACGUUGGCCCCGUGGUGGCUGGAGUGAUCGGGGCUCGCAGGCCGCAGUACGACAUCUGGGGAAAUACGGUCAACGUGGCCAGUCGGAUGGACAGCACCGGCGUCCAGGGCAGAAUCCAGGUCACGGAGGAAGUUCACAGGCUGCUGCGGCGGGGCUGCUACCGCUUCGUGUGCCGAGGCAAAGUCAGCGUCAAGGGCAAGGGCGAGAUGCUGACCUACUUCCUGGAAGGCAGGACCGACGGAAGCGGCUCCCGAAACAGGUCCAUGAACUCAGAGAGGAAAAUGUGUCCUUACGGGAGAGCCGGCCUCCAGACCAGAAUGGCCACGGGCCACCCCCCGGUGCCCCCUGCGGCCGGCCUCCCAGUCAGAGCCGGGCCGGGGGCUCUGCAGGGCUCGGGGCUUGCCCCCUGCCCCCCAGGCCACCACCUGCCCCCUGGAGCAGCUGGGAAGGAGGCUUAGCGGAGCCCACGCGGGCCGCUGGGGGCACAGGGCACAGAUGCUCGGGGCGUUGGUGGCCUCGGGGCUCCCGCAGGGACCAGCCUGGCCAGCGGAGCAGGGCCGGGAACCAGUGGCCGGGCUGGGGAAGGGGGACCAUCCAGGCAUGACCCGAAGCAGCUGGGCAGUGACUCGGGUGAGGGGAGAGCCCAGACUGCGCAGACGCCGAGGCUUUAGCAGUGUCUUUGUUUGCUCCGUCCUCUCCUCGGUGGCCGAGGGAGGCUGGCCGGGUGAGCUUUGGACGUCGGGACCGUCAGGACGUCCACCAGGGCCGCAGGCCACGGCGAGAGCCUUGGAGGUCUAGCUAGCAGCGUGACUGGGGUGCCCAGCUCGUGUGUGCCCUGAGACGGAUUGGCAUCAGCCCAGCUGUGGGUCCUGUGAGGGCAGCUCCAGCCCUGGGCGGUGGCCUGCAGAGCCCAGAGU
Kogia breviceps (pygmy sperm whale) is the source of this 3964-nucleotide messenger RNA. It is a transcript of the gene ADCY1, whose product is annotated as adenylate cyclase 1. Gene Ontology annotation, molecular function: adenylate cyclase activity. NCBI's taxonomy places the organism in Eukaryota, Metazoa, Chordata, Mammalia, Artiodactyla, Physeteridae. Gene Ontology annotation, cellular component: plasma membrane. The record is from RefSeq and is a predicted model, not a curated record. Gene Ontology annotation, biological process: adenylate cyclase-activating G protein-coupled receptor signaling pathway; cAMP biosynthetic process; intracellular signal transduction.